Molecule: messenger RNA, 8049 nt
Organism: Lampris incognitus (smalleye Pacific opah)
Lineage: Eukaryota; Metazoa; Chordata; Actinopteri; Lampriformes; Lampridae
Gene: luzp1
Product: leucine zipper protein 1
Exons: 6
Coding region: 1-3432 (1143 amino acids)
Source: RefSeq, a predicted model, not a curated record
AUGUCUGAUCACAAGGACAUGACAAAUCGCCACUUGCGGCACAAGCUACAGAGUCUGGGCAGGAGGCUAGAUGAACUGGAGGAGGCCACCAACAAGCUGCAAAAGUCUGAGGAUGAGCUGCUUGACCUGCAAGACAAAAUCAUCCAGGCUGAAGGCAGCAACUCCUCCCUGCUCGGAGAUGUCGAGGCUCUGAGGAAACGCCUGCUGAAGAUCCAGGGUAAGGAUGAGGAGGUGCGCAAAGCAGAGGACCUCUGCCGUACCGUAAGAGAAAAACUGGAAGAGGAGGAAAACCUCACCAAGGAUUUGAAGGCCGAAAUUGAACGCCUUCAGCGGAGGAUGGCUGAACUGGAGAAAUUAGAGGAAGCUUUUGGUAAGAGUAAGUCGGACUGCAGUCAGCUCUGCCUCAGCCUCAAUGAAGAGAAGAACCUGACCAAGAAGCUUUCAUCUGAGUUGGAGGCUCUCAAGGCUCGUUUGAAGGAGGUGGAAGGAUCUGAGGCAAAGCUGGACAAGACAGAGCAGGUAUUAGCUGCAGAACUGGAGAAACUCAAAGGACUGAGUCAGACCUUUGUGAGUGAGCGUAAGAGGUUGCUAGAUAAACAGAGGGAGGAUGAGAGGAUUAUCUUGAAGCUGACAGAAAAACUGGAGCGGCAGAAGAAUCGCCUCGGCAUGUCAGCUGACCCUGGUCAUGCAGAUUUUAUGAGGUCACGUAUCGAAGAUGAGCUGUCAUCUACAGGCCUCCUCACCAGCAAGCUGACUGGACGCAAGAAGAGUUUGGACUACCUGAAGUUGACCGAUGACAACAUUGGCCUCAGGAACAAGUCAGAGAAUGAGAAGAACAACAGUCUUGAGGGCCCACAGGAGGAGGACAACAAAGUGAAGGAGCUGACCCAGGAGGUAGAGAGGCUGAAGAACCGUCUCAAACAGCUGGAGAUCAUUGAAGAGGACCUGAAGAACUCAGAGUCCAAGAACGGCGAACUCCAGGAGAAGUUCCAGCUGGAGCACAACCGGGCCCGGCAACUCAGUGAGCAAGUGGAGCAACUCAGGACGCAGCUCUGCGGCAGAAUCGGAACUGAUAACGGCAGUAAACCUGGCAACGGAGAUACAGGCCUUUGCCUCAAUAGCUCAGCUAAGGUCCUGGAGAAUGGCAAAGCAGAAAAUGAGGAGAUAAACGUGAGGGGAGGCUUCAGACAAGAGAAGCCCAAAUAUAGGAGUGCUGCUGCUGUGUCGGAACCAAGCUCUCCCAAAUACAGGAGCAGGGAACUGUCUCCUCAGCACAAGAGAGAGACCAAGCUGAGGAGCAAAGAGCUGAGCCAUUCGGAGGAAAGCUCUCCUAAGUCUGUCAGGAGAGCCCUCAGUCCUGCUCACAAGGGCAGGAGGACGCCAAAAGCAACAACAGCAACACCGGUAUCCGAUAACGGUAUGAGAGACACAGGAAGAGGAACGGAGGAAAAGACGAGAGCUGCAGCACAUACCUCUGUGAAUACAUCUUCUAGUGACAAUAAAAAAGUAUCUGUCCUGAGUCGCUACCCUCCAGCAGCUAAUGACCAGAAGCCAUGGAGGACAGCACAGAAACAGAGUGAUGGAGAGAGUAAAAAGAGCAGAUUAGAAAAGUUUUCAAAAUUGUACGUCGGCAGCGACAGCGAGUCAAACAACUCUGACAUUGUGCCUGAGAGCUCCAGCAAUGUUAACAGCAUCUCUGCACUGGAGAAGGAUACAGCAUCUGCCUCAGAUCAGGAAUCACUGGAUCAGGUUCAGGAUUCUGCCCCCCCUACUGUGUCUGUUGCCAGCCUCUCCAAAGCCAACGGCUCUUACACAGCUUAUAGAUCCAAUGUCACUCCACUGCUGCCUAAUGACCAGGGGUCAGAAGGUCACUCAUCCGCCUCUGAAACAGAGUCCACUGGUUCAAGGCCUUCUGAACCCGAACCUGUCACUGAGGUGACCACUGCAACCAUAAGCAGUAGGACUGCAACUCCGAAAUAUCCCAGAUACUCCCGUGUCCGUGACUCUCAUUCAGAGGGUUCAUCCUCCAGGAGCUCAUUCGAUGAAGAGCUCCAUAGCCGGCCACUGUUAGCUGAGGGUGGUGCCCAGGAAUCCAUGCAUACACCAUCAGGGAUCGAGAUCCGCCGGGUGUGCAGCCCACGUGAAGCACUGAGGUCAAAGGCAGUCAUCAAGCCUGCCAUUGUUGAAAUUGACAGGAAGGAAAUGAUGAUGUCGGAACUUCUAGCCACUAACGGCAAGCCGAAAAUCUCCACCAAACCAAUGGUUGCCACUACCAGUAAGAUGACCAGUAGCAUAACCAUCUAUCCUAAUGACCCAAGCUCUUCAAGAACAAGCAGCCGCAGCAGCAGUGUGUCCAGUGAACCUGCACCCGUCAAAGAACGCCACACCUCCACCAGUAACAUCCUCAUAGGCCCCAGCAGUGAGCACCGGGGCAGUAUCUCCAUCCCAUAUGAAAUCUCCAUUCCCAAGAGUGAAAUCACCCUACGGUCAUGCCAGGACCAGGACUGUGGGGCUGAAGAGCAAGAUGACCCUCCAUCAGGGUCCAGCCACCAUGACAGCUCCAAGAUGGAGACCACCACCACCAGCCUCUGCUCCCAACGCAGCAGCUUCAGCCUCCAGUCCCCCGACACCACCUCAGCAGACCUCAACAACGACACGGAGUCGGGCUUUGAAAGCAGCAGCAGUAGUACCACCACUACAGUCACCAGCUGGAGAACCCACAGUCACAGCCAGCUUUCCCAGGAUGACAGCUUACCUGAGAUGAAGAAUGUGACCGUGAGAAGCACGUGGAGAAACCGGGGAACCACACCAGUAGAAGAGACCAGUGUACGGGGAAAAGGGGCUAUGAGGACAGUGACGGACGGCGGGUCAGAAGAUGAGGCAGAGGCGGCGACCACAUGGAGGGCCUACCGGGCAACAACCAUCCUGGACGCAGAGGAGACAUUAAACGUUGGAACUGGAGCUGGUGGUAACAUCGCAGCUCAAAAAGGACCCAAGCCAUCCCCUGCAGAGGUCUACAUGCGUAGGAUCAACAGUGUAGUUACCAGCACCAGAGAGGUCCAGGAACCAGGAGGACGCCGGAGCAAGAGCUCCCAGUCCCCCACUGUAGAAGCAGGGGGCCUAGGGAGGACCGUAGCCCAUGAGCCGGUCACCUCUCAGUCCUGGAAUCGUACCUACACGCAACCAGUGACUGCUGAUUGUACGGAGUCCAGUCCUAAGCCCAGCCAGAGUCCAGCCUCAUGGAGACGUCAAGUCCCGGGCAGUGAGUCACAACACCUGGGGACCGCCUAUGAGCGGGGGGCCAAAACUUCUGGGGCCUCCUCCAGGGGGGAAGUAUGGGCCAACAGGGGCCAAGGCCCUGUCAGCAGAGCGGAGGGAAGGAGUGGAGCGGGGAGUAGACCCUGGAGCCACCGUCAGUCUGAACAUCACUAGGCCAGCAUGGUCUGAGGAGGACAUCCAUGACCCAGAGGCCAGCACUCCCAUUAAUCUCUCGACACCACAAGUAAGGCUGAACCCCAGUCCACAUCAAACAGUGGCCUCAUCUAUCACCACCUAUCUUCAAAUUGACAACAUCUGCUACUCCUACAACCUAAAACAGUAAAAGAAAGGAGGGGAAAAAAGGAAAAGGAGGCUGUGGCAGCCAUACAGAACAACAGUCCGCUGACUCUGACCCUGAACGUACAGUAAGACAUGAACAGCCUUUCCUCUCCAGGACUUUCUCCGUGUCCCACAAGACACAUAAACAGCGAGAGAGAGAGAGAGAGAGACAUGUUCAGUGCCUGUACAGUGUUUUUUUUCGGGGGGGGGGUCAUCUCACCAGCCCAUGUAUCCUCUUCUGCUUCUUCUGUUGGAUGUAUAAUAAUGUAAUCCCAAGACUGGACAAGGGAGAGGUGGGCAUGCUGGAGCUGGACAGCUGGGGAUUUUCAUAUGUGCGAGGGCUUACAGGGGCGGCAGAGAGAGACUGAAAGACUUAACAUACCUUUCGGACAGGACCGUUACUGUGACCUCAGUGGAUUUUUGGAAGUCAUCUCAUCUACCCCUUGCGCUUAAAGCAGAAUCUUAAUGACUUUCACUGAUGGAAAGACAAUACAGUGUAGAAAGCAGGCUGAAGCUGGAGACCUUAAUACAGAACUCUUUACAAAACAAAGGAUUUUUACCUAUUUUUGUGACCAAAAACAGGGAGCGAAUUACUCAUUUAUCACAAUAUUAACUUUUUGCGCAGCAUUCUUUUUUGGUGAGAUGACAAUACCAGCUGUUCUUGCUAGGUUUUUCCUUUCGCUUAAUUGAGCGCGCGUACACACGUGCGCGUGUGAACACAUGCAUAUUUGUUAACCAAGAGACCUAUUUUUAACCUGUAUGUCACCACUUUUUGGCAUGCAGUGACCUAAAACUGGAUUUAAUGCUGGCGUCUGAGAUGUUUGGAGAAUGUCUGCAUGUUUCCAAGUAAUAAAGAAGAGAACUUUGGAGAAUUGUGACUCAGCAUGCACACUGCUUUAAGGAUGGCUGCUUGACCUCAUUUUAGGAGGACACACACACACACAAACACAUUAUUUUUGAUAGCCCAUUACCUUUCUUAGGCUUUAUGUCUUUUUUUCAAGUAAUUCGCUUCCUGUUGUGUACCUUCCCCUUUUUCGCUCCUACAAAACCAUAUCAGGACAAGACAUCUGAACUCUAUCAUCGAAUACAAUGCACAUAGUGAAAAAGGAAUGGAGGGGGGAUGUUUUGUCAUCUGGACCCACUGUACAUCUCCCAUGAUGCUUUGUUUUACAGAGGCUGCUUUGAUAGAGUGACAUGGCAAAAUGGUGUUUCUGUUUAAAUGGAAUAGUGCAACUUGAAGUAUCAGCAAAUUUGCCCCAGCACAGCGGACCUCUACCUUGUGUGUUUUGUGUUGCUGUGAAAAAACAUGCCAGUCAGUCAUAGGAAGAAACCAGGGGUUGGGACGUAGGUGUUGUACCUCCAACCGCAAAAUAACUCAAUAUCCAGCCUGUAUGUGACUGGGUUCGCUGUGCGAACCGUCUCAAAUGUUUUUUUUUCUUCUAUAGAAGUGUGUUAUAUUUUGUUACAAUAUACAAUCUCAAUUUCCCAAUAUAAAAUCUCAAAUCUCAACUCUUGAUUACAGAGGAACAGCUCCUGUCUUGCUGGCGGGGAACACUGUACCAGAGGGGGUGCCAUAUAAACACAUAGUCAUUGGUCUGUAUCCACUGGGGAAUGUAUUUGCUGAGGUUAAAUGUUUUAUGCCGUGAAGUGUAUUGGCUUGUUAUUUAAAGUCUGACACAGGCGUCCGGGUGGUGUAGUGGUCUUUUCCGUUGCUUACCAACACGGGGAUCGGCGGUUUGAAUCUCUUGUGUUACCUCCGGCUUGGUCGGGCGUCCCUACAGACAAAAUUGGCCGUGUCUGCGGGUGGGAAGCCAGAUGUGGAUAUGUGUCCUGGUCGCCGCACUAGCGCCUCCUCUGGUUGGUCGGGGUGCCUGUUCAGGGGGGAGGGGGAACUGGGGGAAUAGUGUGAGCCUCCCACGCACUACAUCCCCCUGGUGAAACUCCUCACUGUCAGGUGAAAAGAAGCGGCUGGCGACUCCGCAUGUAUCGGAGGAGGCAUGUGGUAGUCUGCAGCCCUCCCUGCAUCGGCAGAGCGGGUGGAGCAACAACCGGGAUGGCUCGGAAGAGUGGGAUAAUUGGCCAAAUACAAUUGGGGAGAAAAAGGGGGGGGGAUCCCCCCUCCAAAAAAAAGUCUUACACAUGAGCGGCCAUAAAACAAAACAGCCCGUAUGAAUUUGAUCUUUUAAAAUCAAAAAAAGACAAAGCACUAAAGUGAUGAGGAGACGUGCCAUGUUGCUUUGGGAAUGCAGCUGAGCUGUGGUGCAUUGCGUGGAGGCUCAGUCAUUGCUGUUACAAAACUACCAACCAACCCGUUUUUUUUUUUUAAUCAACCAAACCUUCAUUUAAAACAGAGAGGGGUAGUAGCAUAAGCAAAAUAAUGAAAAUGUGGGAGUCAUUUGUGGGAUUUCAUGAAGAAUUAGUAUCUUCUGAAGCCCGAAAGUCCCUCCUGUUCCUCUGUUGUCACUGGAUUUGAAUGCCGUGGUGUCAGACACUGGUGUGAAUGACCCAUUUCAUCUCCAGAUGUUGGUGUGUCAUCCUGUAUUAACAUCAGCUUCUUGCUCUAUAUCGCCCAGCUGUCAUAUUUAUCAGUCUGUGUAUAUACAUACAUGUUCAUUUAGUGUGAAGAUGGCGCCUUUGCGAUGGGACUGUGGUCCACGACACUCAUUUACCUUUGACAGUCGUUUGACAGUACACUGAUUGUUGAAGCAGGAAGAGAUGGUCGCCAUAUGCAGUCAGUAAGAACUCCACCUGAUGUCUGUUGGUAUCUCUGAGUCAUCUUGACGACAGGCGACGACUAUGAUAAUAAGGCGUAGUACUAUGUUAACCUCCAACCAGCUGCUUUGUUUAUUGUCAACACGUACAUUUUGGAUUCUAUCUCUUAAUUAUUCAUCUUUUCAUUGUUUUCCCUCUCACGCUUCUGUAAAAGUAAUCUAACCUACAUCUGUGCCUUGAGUUAGGAAAGGGUAUACCAGUCAUGCUAUAUAGUGCUAAUGUCUGAAGGUGAGGUUUAAUUUAUUUUUUAUUAUUAUUUGUAUGGAAGACGGUCAUAGUGUUUUGGAUUCAAGUGAACAACGGUUACACGAUGUCCCCCAAGAAAUCGGUCCCCCUUUUUUCCCCAGCCCAACUUCAUUGGCUACCCUUCAAACACCGUAGACUGGGUUGGCAAAAAGGGUAUGACCCUUACUUAGGUUUGCAGAUUUUUCAGUCUCUGGAUUCCUGUGUGGUCUUUCCAUGGCCGCUGGUAGAUUGAUGAGAUCAUGUUCAGAUCAAAACGUCGAACAGCCAUAUUGUCCAGAGCUAUGCCAAGAGACACGGUCCCAUGGCCCUGUCACCCUGUGCUCCUCUGCAAAGCUUCCUGUUGUUGCUGCUGCCACUCUUGUUAUUUACCAAGAGGGGGAAUGCCAUCUCCUUCUCCCUAUCCAUCUUCUUUACCUCUUCCAAUUUCCCCGAUAGUAAUUCCACAAGUUGAAAAGAUCUAACCCCCUUCUAUCCUUCUCCCUCCUUUUUUCAGAUCUUCCAUCUAUUGUCUCUUUGAGGAAUACCUUGAUUCAUAAUGACAGCAGUAUGGCAUGGCCGGUCCAGAGAAACGUUUUAUUAGCGGCCAGGGGGCCGUCACCAGAUUGUGAUGGACGGCCCCUCUGGUAGCUGAAAGGUCAGGUCAGGGCUACGUCUAAUCCUGUCUCUUACGCUUGACUCAGGGGUUUCUAAAUACAGGAGAAAGGAAGACAAGACAGCUUGGCAGGAAUUUCCACUUUAGGGAUGAUAAAAAUGGAGGAAGAUAUCAGAUGUCCAGUUCCACCGGUGCUUAUCCCACCAGAAGUGCACGUGGUCAUUGUCCAUCAGUGUGUUUCUAUGGGAUGUUGUCACUAGUACUGUAUGUCAUGAAGGGCUUCAGUUCACAGCCUCCCACAAGAACCCACGAGCUGAUGAGACUGAGGCACAUGCGUUGGUCAGUGCCCGUGUGUUCAUCUGCGCUUGAUCAUUUGUGAACACACAUAUGUGAAAAUGCACCAGUGUGUUGGAGUGUGGCUGAUGGGCGUGGGCACCUGGGGCCAGAGGUGGUUUUCAGAUUAUCCGGGCUCAUGCUCCUAUAGCAUGCUAGUGAUGCAAGUCCUGUUACCCAUGCCCCCCAAACCCCUUCUCCUCCUUUACCACUGCUGCUCAUGUUCUGUUUUAGCUGCCCCCCACCAACACACACACACAUACAUACAAAAACACAAACCCUGCAGUCUCCCAUUGUGAACAUCUAACUCCUUUUCCCCGACAGUCACAGCUUUUCUCAAAUGUAAAACCUUUACCAUUUUCAGCCAUCCUCUUGUAACUCUCCUUCCUUCCACACCAUCACCCCUUCCUCUCUUCUCUUCAAAUCUUCUCUCUCUCUCUCUCUCUCUCUCUCUCUCUCUCUCUCUCUCUCUCUCUCUCUCUCUCUCUCUCUCUCUCUCUCUCUCUCUC